CGCCGAGCCCCUCCUUCUCCGCGGCUGCCACCCCCUUCCCCGGCGCCGCUGCUUCUCCCCAACUCCUCCCAAACCUCUCCCCCCUUCCUCCCUCCCAUCCCACCCCUUUCCAUCCUCCCUUCCCGACGCCGCCGUUCUCUGGCCUCCCACCUCCCCCUGCCGCUCCUUCUCCUGUCUCCCAUCCCACCUUGGCUUCGAUCUCAAAUCCACCGAAUCCUCCCGCUUCCUCUCCGCCCGAUCCGCCCUAGACCUUCCCCUCCACCAGCUCCUCGCCAUCGCCAACGCCGCCGGUGCCGCCCCCAUUCGCCUCGGCCUCGACAUCGCCGGCGGCACUGGCACUCUCGCAGCGCGCCUCAAGCUCACCCUCAACGCAACUCUCCUCACCACCACCAUGAACCUCGGGGCGCCCUACAGCGAGGCUGCUGCCCUGCGCGGCGUCGUUCCCCUCCACGCGCCACUUCAGCAGCGCCUCCCCGUUCACGACGGCGCCAUGGAUCUGGUGCGCACUGGUCACGCAGUCAACCGAUGGAUCCCGUUGCCGGCGCUCGAGUUCCUCAUGUUUGACGCCGAUAGGGUUCUCAAGGCAGGAGGACUGCUGUGGGUCGACCAUUUCUUCUGCAAGGCGGCUGAUCUCGACACGGUGUACGGACCCCUAAUUGCGAGGUUGGGUUACAAGAGAAUCAAGUGGGCGGUGGGGAACAAGACCGAUUCCGGCGGGACCAAAUACGGCGAGGUUUACCUAACUGCACUAUUGCAGAAGCCCAUUGGGCCGCCGCCUGUGGCGGCGACCAUCGUCAGCGGAAUUGGCAAAGCUUGACUCUUUACAUUCUAUAUGUUAACGUCUUCUGGUUUCUUCAGUGAAGAUCCCUGUAAGUUGAGUUUAGUAUGAUGAUCACAUAUCUGCUUGCGCUUUUCAGCCAUGGAAAACAGUGGGUAAGCUCCAUAGCUCAACAGUGUUGGGCAGAGUAAGCUUCAAAUUCAUCUCGCUUGCGGUGCCCAAACCACUUGAUGAAAUCUGAUCUCAUGGUGUCGGUGCUCUCUGUUUUAUUUUUUUUAAUUUUGGAAUUUGAAUUCUAAGGUUGUGUUACUCAGCAAACUCGCUCUUCAAACUUUUUUUUUUAUUACUUUCUAAUC
Messenger RNA from Dendrobium catenatum, 1134 nucleotides. RefSeq lists its product as uncharacterized. NCBI's taxonomy places the organism in Eukaryota, Viridiplantae, Streptophyta, Magnoliopsida, Asparagales, Orchidaceae. The record is from RefSeq and is a predicted model, not a curated record.